AUGGGGCUGUUUGCGCACAAGAAGGGUCACUCUGAUCGGUCCUCUCCGCCCAAAGUCAAGGUCGACCACCUGGGAUAUCCCAUAGGACCACCGCAAUAUCCACCUCAUUCCCAGCAGCAGCAAUGGCCAUCUCGAGUUCCUGUGUCGCAGGCUUAUUCCAAGCCUGUGCAAUAUUCGAACUAUCAGUCGACUCCUGUCGUCUGGAACGCUCCGCCGACAAGCACGGCAUUGUUGCCAUAUCAGGACCAUAAUGCUACCAGGCCUGUGGUGGUGAAUCAACACUACUAUGUCAAUGACCAACCGUCUCAACCAUACGGCUACACCAAUGGCUCUUCUUCUCACGCCAGUCAUGGACUUGACGUUGUCAGCAAACCCAAGUUCGGGUCUGUGGUGGACCUCGCCCAGGAACUAGUCCCUUCGAACUUUUGUCAGAGCUUCGACGAUGGUCUGCCGAGAUGGCACGGCCAGGCAACACAGCUCCUGAACCAGGGUGCUGCGCUAUACGAUCAGAUUCAGAACAAGUUCAAUGAUAUGAUGACCUUGAUUGACUGCGAGAAAUUCUCGGGGAACGAGAAAGAGUGGUCCCAGGAUCAGCCACUGUCGCUCCUACCACCGAAGGCAACACCUCUAGUUCCCGCAACGGAGAGAGGGCAUCCGAAGAAGACCAUGAAGAAUACGUCGGCGAAGGGUCAAACCACUGCUGUUGCAUCGUCGAUACUCUCGGCGGGAUAUGCUUCGAAAGUGGAUUUAUACGCAAACUCACGGCUGCCCUUGGAUCUCACGCCAUUGCGGCUAUAUAUGCCAACAUGGCCAUUGAUCAGCUUGGCCGCAAGAUACUCUGCAAGAGUUUACGAGAGGCCACGAGGGGCGGAGCGGGAUGCUUAUGUCGACGCAGACUGGAAGGCAGGUACGAAAGCCAUGUGUCUGAAGUCUGUGCCCAUGGACCAUAUGAACACGAUUGUGUUCGCCAUUCGUGGCACCGCAACUUUCAUGGACUGGGCAGUGAACCUGAACACAGCACCGGCAUCGCCAAAGGGCUUCCUGGAUGACACCAAGAACUGUUGCCAUGCAGGCUUCCUUUCGACGGCCAGAAAGAUGGUUAAGCCUGUGGCUUCGCGUCUUCGCCAACUCAUUGAGGAGAACCCACGUCGUUCAUCGUACUCUCUUCUCAUCACCGGCCACUCGGCGGGAGGCGCAGUAGCGUCACUCCUGUACUCGCACAUGCUCGCGACAUCUAAGAGUGCAUCGUCGGAACUUAAUCGUCUGACCGGGCAGUUCAAGCGGGUUCAUUGUAUCACGUUCGGCACACCACCGCUUUCCGUUUACCCACUUGCGAAACCGCAUCGCCACAGAUUGAAGAAUUCGUUGUUCUUGAGUUUCAUCAAUGAGGGCGAUCCUGUUGCAAGAGCAGACCGUGCCUACGUGAAAAGCCUACUUGAGCUAUACGUCACCCCUGCGCCAGUUCAUGUGGCGAAGGGGCCGGAUGACAAGCUCAGUCUGGUGACUGGUGCAGCACCAACGAAGCCAAGCAGGCCGAAGGAGAAGAUGUCUAAGUCGACGCUCGUAUCCAAGGCUUCCAAGUUAUCACUAAAAUCAGCUCACUCUUCGGCGUCGAAAUCCUCAAAGUCACCGAAGCCGGUGUGGCACGUGCCGCGGAGCACUCUUAGCAAUGCAGGUGUGAUUAUCAUCCUGCGGUCGGGAAAUCCAAAGUCGAAGACCAGGGGAAAGAAGACAGUGGAGCAACGGUUGAAUGAUGGUGUCAUUGCUCAAGUUGCCAACGACGAGCAGCUCAGGGGUGUGAUUUGGGGUGACCCUAUGUGUCACGUCAUGAAGCUAUACGCUGGUCGUGUAGAGAUCCUCGCGGUAGCUGCCGCCACAGCGCAAGGCUACUAA
This is a messenger RNA of Neoarthrinium moseri, 1893 nucleotides long. RefSeq lists its product as uncharacterized. Bases 1 to 1893 code for a protein of 630 amino acids. The record is from RefSeq and is a predicted model, not a curated record. NCBI's taxonomy places the organism in Eukaryota, Fungi, Ascomycota, Sordariomycetes, Amphisphaeriales, Apiosporaceae. The transcript is spliced from 3 exons. Gene Ontology annotation, biological process: lipid metabolic process.